CUUUCCACGCAUCAUCACAUCAUCCACUGCUCUGCUUCUCCUCUUCUUUUCUUGGCUUGUGCUCUGUUUUAAUUUCUUUGCAAUGAUGGGGAGGCAGAGCUCGUCGGCGGCGAGGAGGGUGGUGGUGGUGGUGUGCGCGGCGAUGGUGGUGGCGGCGGCGGCGGCGCAGAAGUACAAUGCGGUGUACAACUUCGGGGACUCGAUCACGGACACCGGCAACCUGUGCACCAAUGGCAGGCCGUCGCAGAUCACCUUCACCCAGCCUCCCUACGGCGAGACCUACUUCGGCUCCCCUACCUGCCGCUGCUGCGACGGCCGCGUCGUCGUCGACUUCCUCGCGAGUAAGUUCGGGCUGCCGUUCCUGCCGCCGUCGAAGUCGACGAGCGCCGACUUCAAGAAGGGAGCGAACAUGGCGAUCACCGGAGCCACCGCCAUGGACGCCAACUUCUUCCGCUCCCUCGGCCUCUCCGACAAGAUCUGGAACAACGGCCCCAUCAGCUUUCAAAUCCAGUGGUUCCAGCAAAUCUCCUCCUCCGUCUGCGGCCAGAAUUGCAAGAGCUACCUGGCGAACUCGCUGUUCGUGUUCGGGGAGUUCGGCGGCAACGACUACAAUGCGAUGCUGUUCGGAGGGUACAGCGCGGACCAGGCGAGCACGUACACGUCGCAGAUCGUGGACACCAUCUCCAACGGCGUCGAGAAGCUCAUCGCCAUGGGCGCCGUCGACGUCGUCGUCCCCGGCGUGCUCCCCAUCGGCUGCUUCCCCAUCUACCUCACCAUCUACGGCACCUCCUCCAGCUCCGACUACGACAGCCUCGGCUGCCUCAAGAAGUUCAACGACCUCUCCACCAACCACAACAAUCAGCUCAAGACCAAGAUCUCCGCGCUCCAAUCCAAGUACAAGUCCGCCCGCAUCAUGUACGCCGACUUCUACUCCGGCGUCUACGACAUGGUCCGCAACCCCGGCAACUACGGAUUUAGCACGGUGUUCGAGACGUGCUGCGGGUCAGGCGGCGGCAAGUUCAACUACAACAACAACGCGAGGUGUGGGAUGUCAGGCGCAUCAGCGUGCUCCAACCCGGCGUCGCAUCUUAGCUGGGACGGCAUCCACCUCACCGAGGCAGCUUACAAGCAGAUCACUGACGGCUGGCUCAACGGCCCGUACUGUAGCCCGGCCAUCCUCCACAGCUAAGGCAAAAUGACUGGAAAGAACGAGCCAUUAGUUAAUUUAUUACUUUAUUAUUAAGGCUGGUGUUUAUUAAUUAAGCGGGAAUUAAUUAAAGGGGAAUUGUUUGGGUUCUUGAUUUUUAUUUGGGUGGCAUAUAUGGUGGGUGGUGUGACGGUGAAAUGGUUUACUUGCGUUGCCAAAAAAGCAAAGAAAGCGAUGGCAUCUGUAGAAUAAAUGUUGGUUACUGUUGUAAUUUGAUAAUUGUUUCUCUUCCAGAAUCAAAUGAAUCAUCAAUGGUAUUAUACUCAGUUAUUUUUUUU
Molecule: messenger RNA, 1485 nt
Organism: Oryza sativa Japonica Group (Japanese rice)
Lineage: Eukaryota; Viridiplantae; Streptophyta; Magnoliopsida; Poales; Poaceae
Product: GDSL esterase/lipase At5g45910
Molecular function (GO): hydrolase activity, acting on ester bonds
Source: RefSeq, a predicted model, not a curated record